Molecule: messenger RNA, 1662 nt
Organism: Panonychus citri (citrus red mite)
Lineage: Eukaryota; Metazoa; Arthropoda; Arachnida; Trombidiformes; Tetranychidae
Gene: eRF1
Product: eukaryotic peptide chain release factor subunit 1
Exons: 6
Coding region: 115-1434 (439 amino acids)
Biological process (GO): cytoplasmic translational termination
Cellular component (GO): cytosol; translation release factor complex
Molecular function (GO): translation release factor activity, codon specific; sequence-specific mRNA binding
Source: RefSeq, a predicted model, not a curated record
GUCAGUUUAUCGAAACCUCGUGAGGUUGUUGAUUUUGUUUCUUACUUGCUGAAAGUGCAUAUUAGUUUGAUUAUCUCUGUUUCUUUUUGUUACUGUUUUAUCGGUUUAAUUAAAAUGGCCAGUAACGGUGAGGAGACCAAUGCUGAUCGAAAUGUUGAAAUUUGGAAGAUCAAAAAGUUGAUCAAGAGUUUGGAAGCUGCCAGAGGGAAUGGAACCAGCAUGAUUUCACUUAUUAUACCACCAAAGGAUCAAAUAUCUCGAGUUAGUAAAAUGCUGGCUGAUGAAUUUGGAACAGCAUCAAAUAUUAAAAGUCGAGUUAAUCGUUUAUCCGUUUUGGGUGCCAUCACAUCAGUCCAACAGCGUCUUAAACUUUAUACCAGAGUACCUACAAAUGGUCUAGUUAUCUAUUGUGGAACUAUUGUAACAGAUGAAGGGAAGGAGAAGAAAGUUAAUAUUGACUUUGAACCAUUUAAACCAAUUAACACAUCAUUGUACCUCUGUGAUAAUAAAUUCCAUACCGAGGCCUUAUCGGCGCUUCUCGCAGAUGAUAAUAAGUUUGGUUUCAUUGUAAUGGAUGGUAAUGGAGCCCUUUUUGGUACAUUACAAGGAAAUGCAAGGGACGUUCUUCAUAAAUUUACCGUAGAUUUACCUAAGAAACAUGGUCGUGGUGGUCAAUCUGCGCUACGUUUUGCUCGAUUGCGUAUGGAAAAACGUCACAACUAUGUAAGAAAAGUGGCCGAGGUUGCUACUCAACUUUAUAUUAGCAAUGAUAAGGUCAAUAUAGCUGGUUUAAUUCUAGCUGGUUCGGCUGAUUUUAAAACGGAAUUAAGUCAAUCGGAUAUGUUUGAUCCGAGGCUACAAGCAAAAAUUUUAAAAUUAGUCGAUGUUUCUUACGGCGGAGAGAAUGGGUUCAAUCAAGCAAUAGAAUUGUCAGCUGAAGUAUUAUCAAAUGUCAAAUUUAUCCAAGAAAAGAAGCUCAUUGGACGUUAUUUUGAUGAAAUUUCUCAAGAGACUGGAAAAUAUUGUUUUGGUAUUGAGGAUACGCUAAAAGGAUUGGAAAUGGGAUCAGUUGAAAUUCUGAUCGCCUGGGAAAAUUUAGAUAUCAUGCGAUAUAAUCUUAAGAAUAAUACAACGGGAGAAGAAAAGAUUUUACACUUAACCCCUGUCCAAGAAAGGGAUAAAUCACAUUUCGUCGAUAGAGAAACUGGAGUAGAAUUAGAAUUAGUAGAAUCUAUGCCGCUAUUGGAAUGGUUAGCCAACAAUUACAAACAAUUUGGUGCAACCUUAGAAAUAAUUACCGAUAGGUCUCAGGAAGGAUCACAAUUUGUCAAAGGAUUUGGAGGAAUCGGAGGUUUACUUCGAUACAGAGUGGACUUUUUAAGCUUAGAAAUAGGUGAUGAAGAUUUGGAAGAUUUUGACCUGGACGAUCUAUAAACAACUAACAAUCAGCAAGGAGCAAAAAUGGAUUGAAACCCCUGAAAACAGAAAAAACCACUAAAAUCAAAAGGACAAAACUAACAACCGAUCGUCAAAGAUUUUCCACUAAAAAUCCACUAAAGUACCAACAAAAAACAUACACGAAGUGAAAGAUUCAAAAGGAGAAAUUUAAUAAACGGCUGUCAGAGAAACUUCUCUCUGUUACGAUAAUUUAAUUUAAAUUAA